Molecule: messenger RNA, 975 nt
Organism: Cantharellus anzutake
Lineage: Eukaryota; Fungi; Basidiomycota; Agaricomycetes; Cantharellales; Hydnaceae
Exons: 4
Coding region: 1-975 (324 amino acids)
Source: RefSeq, a predicted model, not a curated record
AUGUCACUGAAGCAGAAGAUCAAUGAUCCCCUUGUGACGGGAGUUGACUGUGCAAUUUCCAUUCUCACAGUAAUCGAUGCCGUGUCUGAUCUGCUCCCUCCCCUAAAAGCUGCCACCGGAGGGGCACUCUUCAUCUUGGACGAGGUCAAGAUUGGAAUCAAUGGGAGGCUAUACAUCGUCAAAACAAUGGCUGACGUGGUCACGGCCGUUGACUCGUAUGACGCGUCGAGCGAAGAGGGAAAGCGAUGUGUAGAAAGUGUUACAAUGCUAAGCGAGGCAUUGCAGCGUAUCGAAACCAAAAUCAGUCAAUUGCUUCGCAAGAUGGGAAAGCGGCCCGCUGUCAUCAAUUUCAUCUCUCACAUGAACAAUCUGGGCAUGAUCAGUGACCUCAGGAAAGAUUUCUGUGAGGCUUUAGAGUCGUUCCAGGUGAGGACGGGCUUGACCAUUGGUGUUAUUGCAAGUACAACUCGCGGAAUCGAGAGUGCCUCAGCUCUGAGCGAACUCCAAUACCCCGUUAUCGCCCACCAUGAUUCGACUAAGGCAUGCCUCGACGGCACUAGAAUUAAUCUCAUUGAGUACAUUAUGGCCUGGUGCUACAACGUGAGGGAGAGUGAGAAACGUGGGAUGCUGUUGACUGCUGUGGCCGGUGCUGGCAAGACAUCCCUCGUGCACUCAGUCGCAGAGAAGUGUGCGAAUGGAGGUGCGCUGUUGUUGAGCUUCUUUUUCAAAGUAGGAGAGCAAUCGCGGCCAGAUCACCUGUUCAGCGGCAUGGCUCGAUCUCUAGCAGUGCACGACCCUACCUAUCGCACCUCAGUCAUAUCUGCCCUUAAGAAAGAUCCGACUCUCGCGACUGCCCCAUUCACAAUGCAAUUCAGUAAAUUAGUGGCUGAGCCUCUCCAUCGGAAAGCGUUGCCCUCCGAUCGUCCUAUGGUGAUAUCUUGGAUGAAUGCGAGCAGCAAGCGUUCGAGGACCUAG